This is a messenger RNA of Brassica napus (rape), 2702 nucleotides long. Its product is annotated as putative FBD-associated F-box protein At5g56440. Gene Ontology annotation, molecular function: protein binding. The transcript is spliced from 2 exons. Lineage: Eukaryota; Viridiplantae; Streptophyta; Magnoliopsida; Brassicales; Brassicaceae. The record is from RefSeq and is a predicted model, not a curated record.
UCAGUGAAAAAAAAGUCAUAACGCCGUGGUGUACGGUAACGGUUAUAGCUUUAUUUUAUUUUCAGUUAUUAUCUCUUCUAAAGAAUAAUGGGAAAAGAAUAAUGGGAAAAGAAUAAUGGGAAAAACGAUCAGUUAAGUUUAGUUUGAUUGUGUUAUAUUUGGUUCAUGUGUCCUCAUGCAAUGGCGAUGUGGAGAUGUUCAGGUAUUUUACCAUCUCAUGUGUUUACUCUUAAUGUGAAAGAUAAUUUACAGGCCUUAUUUGGAUCCAUGGAGUCCUUACAUGCGAAUGAAAGCAUAAGACAACUGGUGUUUUGGAUCCUAUGGCUAUUAUGGAAGUCAAGAAACGAAUUCAUUUUCCAGAAGAGAAACCUUCAUCCUAUAGAAGAUCUUCGACGGGCUAUCGAUGCAAAUACUGAAUGGUAUAGGAAUGUUGUUCUCCCUAAAUCUGGACCACAACAACAAAUUGUGAAAUCUUCAAAAUGGGAACCUCCACCAAUAGGUUGGCUUAAGUGUAAUUUUGAUUAUAAUUCUGCCUCUGAAGAUACAAUGGAUGGGGUUGGUUGGAUUUUAAGAGAUGAUUUAGGAAGAUUCUUGGGUGCGGGAAGUGUUCAAGUACAAAAGAUGCAGACAUCUUUAGAAGGGGAAGCUUUAAGUUUUCUUAUAGCUCUUCAACAAGUUUGGGUUCGUGGUUUGCGAAGAGUGUGGUUUGAAGGAGAUAACCAAGAGCUGUGUACAGCUAUUAAUCAAGUUAAAGACCAUGUGGAAUUGGGGAAUUUGCUAUGUGAUAUACGUCAUUGGUUACAACUUUUUCCGGAAUGCUCACUGGACUUUGUAAAUAGGGAAAAGAAUUAGGCGGCUGAUGCUAUUGCUUAAAAUGCUAUUCAUCAAAGUGUUUCUGCUCUAUUUUAUCAUUUGCCUCCUGUUUGGCUAAUUAAUUUCUUGUAUCAGCCUUUUACAAUCUAAUAAAAUUUAUGUGGUUAAAAAAAAAAGAGUUUAGUUUGAUUGUGCGCGUUCUCAUCAUUACUAGGGUUUUCGACUUAGAGAAAAAGCAAGAAGCCUUAACCUUUUUCACUAUCGGCAACAAAAUUAACGAAAACUUAUUGAAGGGGUGUUAGGUUUAGCGAUGGAUAGGUUGAGUAUCUUACCAGAUGACUUGAUCUUUAAGAUACUCUCUUUUGUUCAAUCGAUAGUUUCAGUGUCCACAAACCUUUUGUCAAAACGUUGGUGUUCACUUUGGAAACACGUCCCAAAUCUUGUGUAUUUGGAUCCACAUAUUGAGUGUGAGUACUGGAGGGCUUCACGUUUUAUCGACAAGUUUUUGCUACUACGUGACGCUCAUGCGCUAGAAACUAUGCAUCUAUAUAUUAGUCAAAACUGUCCUCCUACCGAUAUUGAAACAUGGGUUGGUAUUGCAGUUUCUCGUGGUGUGCGCGAUCUUCUGGUUUUCCGGUGUAGACCAUGUUUCAGGCCCAUACGGUUGCCUAGGAGCUUGUAUACAUGUAAAACCAUUGCGACUUUAAGCCUUCAUCAAGCCUUCAUAGUUGAUGUUCCUUUGAAUAUUUGCUUCCCGUCACUCAAGAGUUUGUCUCUUGAAUUUGUGGAGUUCCCUAGCGAUGAAACCGUUCAUCGGCUUCUAUCUGGUCGUCGUGUUCUUGAAGACCUAAAAGUGGCUCGAUGGAGCCAUGACAAUGUGAAAACUUUCAAAAUCAUGGUUCCUUCAUUGCAAAGAUUAACGAAUACCGAUGUUUUCUUGUAGUGAAAUGGUAAUCCAGUUCCAGGACCUGAUGUUGGGUUUGUGAUCGAGGCUCCUUGUUUAAAGUCGUUAGCUAUUACUAGCAAGUUUGGUUGGUUCCACUCACUAGUGAAAAUGCCAUACCUGGUGAAGGCUAACAUAAUGCUUCGACAUGGAGAUUCUAAGAAUAUUCUCGGAUGUGUUACCUCAGCCAAACACCUAUCCUUAUGUGUGAAUCAGGAUUUUUAUCCAAUAGGGGACUUCAAUGAGCUCGUGUCUCUUAAAGUCUGUACUUGUUCUUUAGUGUUGUAUCGUCUUAUACUCAGACGUGCACCUAAACUCCGCUUUCUCAGAUUCCAAGGUCAAGCAAACUUUAUUCCAACUCCCUACCUAAAUGAUCUUCAGAAAUGUUACAGCAGUUUUGGACAAGUCCAGAGUGAGUGGGAGGCACCGAGUUCUGUUCCUGAAUGUUUGAUUUCGAGCCUCGAAACUGUCGAGUGGAAUGAUUACAAAGGAACAGAAGCAGAGAACAAAGAGGUUUUGUAUUUGGUAGAUAACUCUGGAGGACAGCUAAAGACAGUGGCUGUUACACUCUCAAAGUCAGACACCACUAGGGGAAAAAGACACAUGAUACUGGUAGAGCCUAAACGAAGGAGUUCUAACAAAUGACAGCUCUGAGAUAUAUAAUAUUUUAGUCGUUUUUAUUAUUCUUGGAGCACUAUUUCAGUAUUUACGUUGUUUUGAUUGAUGGAGCGAACUCUGUUUCGCUAUUUCGGAUAUUCUACUUUUAAAUGUUUUGACCAAGCAGGAAGGUUAUAACCGAAACAGAAGAGCUGCCUUGCGAAUCAAGUCAUCUCAUAGAUAACAUAUAGACCACAUCUAUGUUUUUUAAAUAGCGAAUUUUUCCAUUCUCUUUUAUUUGGUGUUUUUAGCAACUGAAGCAUGAAUAUCCGAAAACUUGAGAUCAUAC